Bufo bufo (common toad) is the source of this 2202-nucleotide messenger RNA. Its product is annotated as zinc finger protein 260-like. Gene Ontology annotation, biological process: regulation of immune system process; regulation of cytokine production; negative regulation of transcription by RNA polymerase II. The transcript has 3 exons. Bases 10 to 2202 code for a protein of 730 amino acids. The record is from RefSeq and is a predicted model, not a curated record. Lineage: Eukaryota; Metazoa; Chordata; Amphibia; Anura; Bufonidae.
AAGAGUGAGAUGGAGGAGGACAUUCCAGGUGGAGAUGUCACCACGGAGAAGUCCAGUAACGGUUCUAAGGGAAACUUCAUGUUGUCACUAAAUUAUAAAGUAGAAGAUGAAGAUAUCAUGCAGCAAUCUUCAGGAGAAAACUUCAUUACUCUAAAUGUACAUCCAGGACUUCAUUAUACAGAUCAAUCAUAUAAAUCUCCUAAUGAGGUAUAUUCUCCUGACCAAUCACAGAUUGUUACCACAAAUACAGGUCAGAAAGUGGGUAAAAGGCUUCAUUGUGGUAAAGAAUUAAAAAAAAGCUCAGUUCUUUCUACACACAGAAGAAUUCACACAGGAGAGAAACCUUACCCCUGUUCACACUGUGGGAAAUGCUUCACAGAGAAAUCAAGUCUUGUUAUACAUGAGAGAAUUCACACGGGAGAAAAACCAUAUUCAUGUUCAGAAUGUGGGAAAAGUUUCAGACAGAAGUCAGAUCUUGUUAAACAUGAGAGACGUCACAAAGGAGAGAAGCCUUUUUCAUGUUCAGAAUGUGGAAAAAGUUUUGUACAAAAAUCAGAUCUUGUUAACCAUGGGAGAAUUCACACAGGAGAGAAACCAUAUUCAUGUUCAGAAUGUGGGAAAUGUUUUACACAGAAAUCGUAUUUGAUUACACAUCAGAGAUUUCACACAGGAGAGAAACCGUUUUCAUGUUCAGAAUGUGGGAAGUGUUUUACACGUAAAUCAGAUCUUGUUAAACAUGAGAGACAUCACAAAGGAGAGAAGCCAUAUUCAUGUUCAGAAUGUGGGAAGUGUUUUACACAAAAAUCACAUCUUGUUUCCCAUGAGAGAUGUCAUACAGGAGAGAAGCCAUAUUCAUGUUCAGAAUGUGGGAAAUGUUUUACAGAUAAAUCAGUUCUUGUUACACAUGAGAGAAUUCACACAGGGGAAAAGCCGUAUUCAUGUUCAAAAUGUGGGAAGUGCUUUAGAUAUAAAUCACAUCUUGUUAUACAUAACAGAACUCACACAGGAGAGAAACCAUAUUCAUGUCCAGAAUGUGGGAAAUGUUUUAUAGAUAAAUCAAGUCUUGUUAAACAUGAGCGAGUUCAUACAGGAGAGAAGCCAUAUUCAUGUUCACAUUGUGGGAAGCACUUUUCAGAUAAAUCAAAUCUUAGAUCAAAUGUUUCUACACACAGAAGAAUUCACACGGUGGAGAAGCGAUAUUCAUGUUCACAAUGUAAGAAAUAUUUUACGGAUAAAUCAAGUCUUGUUACACAUGAGAGAAUUCACACAGGAGAGAAUCCAUAUUCAUGUUCAGAAUGUGGGAAAUGUUUUAAAAAUAAAUCACAUCUUCUUAGACAUGAGAGAAUUCACACAGGAGAGAAGCGAUAUUCAUGUUCAGAAUGUGGGAAAUGUUUUAAAAAUAAAUCACAUCUUCUUAGACAUGAGAGAAGUCACACAGGAGAGAAGCCAUAUUCAUGUUCAGAAUGUGGGAAAUGUUAUAAAGAUAAAUCACUUCUUGUUUUACAUCAGAGGCUUCACACAGGAGAAAAGCUGUAUUCAUGUUCAGAAUGUGGAAAAUGUUUUACAAAUAAAUCAAAUCUAGUUACACAUGAGAGAAUUCACACAGGAGAGAAGCCAUAUUCAUGUUCAGAAUGUGGGAAAUGUUUUGUAGAUAAAUCAUAUCUUGUUACACAUGAGAGACUUCACACAGGAGAGAAGCCGUAUUCAUGUUCAGAAUGUGGGAAAUGCUUUGCAACUAAAUCAAAUCUUGUUGCACAUGAGAGAAUUCACACAGGAGAGAAACUACAUUCCUGUUUAGAAUGUGAGAAAUGUUUUGUAGAUAAAGCAAGUCUUGUUAAACAUGAGAGAAUUCACACAGGAGAGAAGCCGUACUCAUGUUCAGAGUGUGGGAAAUGUUUUAAACAAAAAUCAGAACUUGUUUCCCAUCAGAGAAUUCACACAGGGGAGAAGCCAUAUUCAUGUUUAGAAUGUGGGAAAUGCUUUGGUCAUAAACCAAGUCUUGUUAAACAUGAGAGAAUUCACACAGGAGAGAAGCCAUAUUCAUGUGCAGAAUGUGAGAAAUGUUUUGCAACUAAAUCAAAUCUUGUUUCACAUGAGAGAAUUCACAUAGGAGAGACGCCAUAUGCAUGCUUAGAAUGUGGGAAAUGUUUUACUACUAAAGCCGAACUUAAGAAGCAUCAGGCAAGUCACAAAGGAGAAUAG